UAAUAAUAAUUACCAAUUAGGUAUCAUUGACUAUCGACUACAACAACUGUCUAUUAGAUUAUCAGUCGGUUGAACUGUUGAUGUUGAAUUGUUGAAGUACCAUUUGAAAUUAAUUUAAAAUUAUUUACCUCCAUUUUGACGGUAAAUAUUUUCUAAAGUUUAACAGUAGAAUAUAUAGCUUUUCCAUAUUUUCAUAAUGACAAGAUCAAAAGCUUUUCUUUCAUUAGUUAUAUUUUCAACAAUAUUUGUACAUGCUCAAUCAUAUUUAUUAUGUUACCAAUGUGUUUCAACACAUCCUGGUUGUGGCACACCAUUUAAGUGGUUAUGGCAUAAAACAGUGUCUUGUCCUGAAGAAGAUGAUAUAUGUGUAAAAGUCAUUGAGAAAGUUGGAGCUGAAGAACGUAUUACUCGUGAUUGUUUGAGUUCAUUAAAAGGUUUUCGAACAGAUAUUCCUGCUGAUAAGUAUGAGGGUUGUAGAAAAAGUUCCCUGGAUGUUAAACUAGGCCACUAUGUCAAUAAUUCAAUUCCUGAGUUGGAUAUUAAACGAGAUUAUUAUGAUUCAACUACUUGGUGCUUUUGCUAUUUUGACCAUUGGUGUAAUUCAGCGAAUAUAUCUACAUCUUCCAAUUUGCUUAUUGUGCUGAUAAGUAUAUUUUUUUUUGUUCGUAAUAUUGACCAGUAAUUAUAUUUGCAAUAGUAUACAUUUAAUGUAUAAGAAUCAUGAUUAUUAUAUGUACUGAAAAAUCAAACAUUUAUUUAGGUUUUUGGUUUUAUUAUUUACAAAUAAGUUAAAAUG
Messenger RNA from Rhopalosiphum maidis (corn leaf aphid), 796 nucleotides. RefSeq lists its product as uncharacterized. NCBI's taxonomy places the organism in Eukaryota, Metazoa, Arthropoda, Insecta, Hemiptera, Aphididae. The record is from RefSeq and is a predicted model, not a curated record. The coding region runs from base 197 to 682 and encodes 161 amino acids. Gene Ontology annotation, biological process: positive regulation of voltage-gated potassium channel activity; regulation of synaptic transmission, cholinergic; sleep. The transcript has 4 exons.